This is a messenger RNA of Cloeon dipterum, 3497 nucleotides long. RefSeq names its product epidermal growth factor receptor substrate 15-like 1. Gene Ontology annotation, biological process: endocytosis; endosomal transport. Bases 121 to 2919 code for a protein of 932 amino acids. Gene Ontology annotation, cellular component: plasma membrane; cytoplasm. The transcript has 18 exons. Gene Ontology annotation, molecular function: protein binding; calcium ion binding. NCBI's taxonomy places the organism in Eukaryota, Metazoa, Arthropoda, Insecta, Ephemeroptera, Baetidae. The record is from RefSeq and is a predicted model, not a curated record.
CGCUGCCACGGUCGAGCGGUGACAUUUAGAACACUGGCAGCCCGCGGUAUUGAUUGAGCCGUUGAUUGGUCAGUGGAAAAACUGCGACCAAUCGGAGAAGCCGUUCAGUUACACGUAAAGAUGGCCGCACUGCCGUCUCCAACCCAGGUGGCUGGAGGCCACGCCGCAAUAUUUGAAGCCUAUUAUCAGCAGGUUGACCCUUCCGCCUCUGGAUCGAUCCCUGCGCCGCUCGCAGCGAAAUUUCUCAAAAAAUCAGGCCUUUCCGACAUAAUUCUCAGCAGGAUAUGGGACUUAUCAGACACAGCAGGAAGAGGCUAUCUGAACAAGCAGGGAUUCUUCGUCGCUCUCAAACUAGUUUCGCUGGCGCAGGCGGGCAAGGCGCUCACCACGGCCAACAUGCUGAGCGAGACUCCCCCGCCCAAAAUCGGCGAGUUGCCGAACGUCCUGCCAACAGGGGGCCCGCCCAAGCCGCCCCCGCCCAUUGGGGGCACUGACUGGACCGUGCAGCCUGCCGAGAAGCUGAAAUACGACAAUUUGUUCGACUCUUUGGAACCUGUCAAAGGCCUUAUUCCUGGAAACAAGGUGAAAAGCGUCAUGAUGAAUUCCAAGCUGCCUCUUCCGACCCUGGGCAAAAUUUGGGACCUGGCUGACGCCGACAAGGACGGAAUGCUGGACAGACACGAGUUCACAGUGGCAAUGCACUUGGUGUACAAGGCGCUGGAGAAGCACGCCAUUCCUGCCACGCUACCUCCAGACCUGAUGAAGCCCACGCGGCCGCCCAUUCCCGUCGCUCCAGCAGUUGCCCCUGGAAGGCCUCCAAUGCCUGGGAUGAUGCCUCCGGUUCCCGCGGUGCCAAAGGUGACGCCGACGUUCACUUCUCAACACACGGUGCACUGGGUGGUGGGUCCGAGCGAGCGGGCCAAGUACGAGCCGCGCUUCAAACUCGCAGACAAGGACAUGGACGGCUUCGUGUCCGGUGCUGAAAUCAAAGACAUCUUCCUCCAGUCUGGCGUCCCGCCACCCAUUCUUGCUCACAUUUGGGGACUGUGCGACACGAACCAGUCGGGCAAACUGAAUUUGGAGCAGUUCAUGCUGGCGAUGUGGCUGAUCGAGCAGAAGCUGGCCGGCGUCAACCCUCCGCCCAGCCUGGCGCCAGACAUGGUUCCGCCGUGCAUGCGGCCCAAGCCGCCGCCGCAGCAGCCCCAACAGCCAGUCCUCGAGGUUGUGAGUGCGGCCGCGGGCACGCCGUACCAGAGCACGCCCGAACUGGACAUGAUCAGCAAGGAAAUCGCCGAGCUGGCCUUGGAGAAGCGCGUCCUCGAGACGGACAUUGCUCAGAAAGAGGCCGACAUCAAGAUCAAGUCGGGCGAAAUCAAGAGUUUGCAGGGCGAACUGGACACCCUGGCGGCCACCCUCAAACAGCUCGAGAACCAGAAGGGCGAGGCGCAGAAAAGGCUGAACGAUCUCAAAGGACAGAAAUCCGCGCUAGAAAAAGAAGUGUCAGAAACCAAAUUACUUUUGGACGAGGAGCAGUCAAAGGUGGCGCUGCUGCGGUGCCAGGCGGACGAGCAGGAAAAGACGCUCAAGGAGCAGGAGGACGAGCUGAACCAAAGAAAGCAGGAGUUGGAAAGCCUCAAGGCCGAGGAGCAGAGGCUCGAGAGCUCGCUCAAGUCCUCCAAGGGCCAGUACGAGGAGCUCAACGGCAACCUGCAGGAGACCCAAUUCCUCAUUAGUCAGGCUAAAUCCAAAAUUACGCAGCUAGAGGAGCAGCAGCGCCAGAUGGACGAUGCUAUUAUUAUGUAUGACAAAGCACUGACAAAUAACGAUGCCUUUGCUGUGCCCGACACUUCCCUAGAGCCCAUUUCCACAGAGUUUAGAGAGCCAGAGUAUGUACUAUUUGCAAUGGUUAACGGAGUGGCCUCGCCUGCCGACUCUAAGCAGGACGACCCGUUUUCCUCGUCUAACGGAUCAAAUAAUGGACAGAGCGUCGACGUGCAGUCAAAGGAGAAUGCUUUUGAAAAUGACCAGUUCUCAAGUGACCCAUUCGCGGCCAAUUUCUCUCAACCAAACACAGGGUUUGACUCGGAUCCGUUCGCCAACUUUGGCGCUUCCGGUGGACAAAGUGAUCCGUUUGAUCCUUUCGGCGAAAAGGCCGCAGCUGCUACUUCCAAAACCCCUGAGAUUUUGUGCGGUUUUCAGCCUGGCGCGGACGCAUUCGGCUGCGACCCGUUUGCCGCCAACUCGACCUCGCCGGUGCCGAGCCGCGAGGAGAGCAGCCCGACGCCGGCGCUGCCGCCCAAGAAGAGCAAACAGCCGCCCCCGCGGCCAGCGCCUCCCAAGGCCAUGCUGCGGCCCGCGGCGCCGCCCGCCGCGCCCACCAGCCCCAGCCCGGAGCCCACGAGCGGCGCCGACCCCUUCGGCGGCGACGCCUUCGCCAACAACGCUGCGCCGGCAGACGCCUUCUCCACCGGCGGAUUCGCCGACUUUGCCGACUUCGACAAGUUCUCCACCACCACCACCACCUCCAACAACAUGAACGGCAUUUCGAGGCAUUCCCACAGCAACAACAACAACAACAACAACAGCUACACAAGCAGCAGCAACAGCAGUUCGACGGCGCCGAGUCCGGCGCCUGCGCGGCCCAAGCCGCUCGAGUUCACCGAGGACCCGUUCAGGGACUACCGCUACGCGGAUCCGUUCGACAUCGAGGACCCGUUCGCCAGCCUGCCCCCUGGCGGCGGCAACAACAACAACAACAACAACCAAAGCUUCGGGGACGCGUGGGGCGCUCCGACGACGAGCGUGACCGCCGUCGCCGCGUCCGAGGAGGAGCGGAGGCGGCGGCUGCGCGAACAGGAGCAGGCCGACUUCGAGUUCGCGCUGGCCCUGAGCAGGGCCGAGGCCGCCGGCACUUCCUAGUCGUUCGUUCGUUCGUUUGUUUGUUGAUUGGUCGGUUGGUUGGUUGGUUGGUUCGUUGUCUCUCACACUCUCGCAGUUCCAUUGGAUGUACUUUGUAAAUAUUGUAAUUAAUGUCGAAAAAUGAGCGAACGGGUGCGGGUGCAAGACGAAGGAUGCCUACUUAAUAAUUAAGGAUCGCCAUUUUUAAUUACGUUACUUCUCCGAUCGGUUGGUUUACUUGAUUAAUUAUUCGGUAGUCAUUGUGAUACAUGUGAUUUACCUCCUGAGAAUGCGGCGGCCGGAACCAAAGACUCGCAGGCAAUUUCUCACCUCCCCUCUUUUCUCCGUGCUAUUUUAUCAGGGAACUCGCACUACACUAAACUUGCUAAUUUAAUUUUUUAUUUUUCCCUCCAGUCACUCGCGAUAGGUUAAGUUAGUCGAGCAGGGUUGUGAAAAAUCCUGGUGCAGCUCGCGUCCAGAAUAAAUAAAAAAUACUAUUAUUUGACGAAAAAGAGCCGCCAUCACUCUUUGAGAUAACAUUCUCACGGUGAGAAGCAAAAUAAGGCUCUCAAAUUGAGAACGUGAGGAGCAGAGGCGGC